Molecule: messenger RNA, 1671 nt
Organism: Ostreobium quekettii
Lineage: Eukaryota; Viridiplantae; Chlorophyta; Ulvophyceae; Bryopsidales; Ostreobiaceae
Source: the annotation of a GenBank genome assembly
AUGGGGUGCAUGGGCGUGUUGAAGGACGGCGGCCAGCCCCUGCAGUGGGACUCCCCCGCCGUGGCGGGCUCGCUGGUGAUCAUCGCCAUCGCGGUGUACUGGCUGACCAGGGACAGCAGGCUGGACAUGGACAAAGUGCCAGGGCCCUGGCGGACGGCGGUGCCGGUGCUGGGGAACAUUUUGGACCUCCUGACGCCCAACCACCACCGCCAGAUCUUGGCCUGGACGAACCAGUUCGGAGGCAUCUACAGGUUCAAGCUGCUGUGCAAGGACAUACUGAUAGUUACGGACCCGGAGUCCGUGGCCACGAUCAUGGGCCGCGGAGAGGGUGCGCUGGACAAGUCUGCUGUGGCGUACGGGGUUGUCAGCCAGAUGGUCAGCAAGGAUGGACACCCCAACUUGCUUACAGCAGCCUCGGAUGAAACAUGGAAGAUUGUUCGAAAGGCUGUUGCAGUGUCGUUCAGCCUGAGGAACAUAAAGCCAAAAUUUGGCAUGGUGCUGGAGAGGGUGAAUGACCUAGUGGAGAGGUUGGAGGUGAUGGGACCAGACCGGGCAGUCGACAUGGACCAGGCAGCACUGAGGGUGACACUGGACGUCAUUGGCCUGGCAGCAUUUGGACACGAUUUUGAGUGUGUGAAGCAAGGAGUUCCAAAUAGGGACCACCUGCUUCGGGUGCUGCCCAGAUGCUUUACUGAGGUUGAGCUUCGAAUGGCUAAUCCCUUCCGGUCAAUAAAAGAGCUUCCAAGGUCUUGGUUCAGAAAUGGAGAGAAAGGUCAGAGAAGUUUUGACCACUUUCAGAGGGAGAUGGUAGCGCUGCUGAAGAAACUGAAGCUUCGCGGGCCCCCUGCGGAUGAUGAUUUCUCCAUUGCGGCCCAACUAAUGCGCAUUGCCGACAAUGGAUCAGUCAGCUACGAGCGCAUCCUGUCCGAAAUCGGAAUCCUGUUCGUUGAGGGAUUCGAGACGACAGGUCAUACCAUCAGCUGGACUCUUUUCUGUCUUGCCACAAACAAAGACGCCCAGGAAAAAGUCGCGGAGGAGCUUGAUGCCGCAGGGCUGCUUUCCCACCCGCUCAGAACGGCGAGGGAAUUCGAAUAUCAAGACAUAAACAAGUUGAAGUACCUGUCCUGCUGCAUCAAGGAGGCCAUGCGAAUGUAUCCUGUGGUUUCUGUGGCGAAUGCGAGGAUCACAGAAAGACCCACGACAAUUGGCCGAUACACCAUUCCGGCCGGCGUCCUGACUGUCAUCCCCCUUUAUGCCCUGCACAACUCCAAGCACAACUGGAGCAACGCCUCGCAGUUCAUUCCCGAGAGGUGGCUUGACGUUCCAACAGAGACGUACACAUACAACAGCCGGCAAGACAAAACGGCACACGGCCUGACAUUCAUGCCCUUCACCCAUGGCCCACGAAAUUGCGUUGGCCAGUCGCUGGCAAAGAUGGAGGUUGUCACUGUUCUGGCGAAGCUGUUAGGGAGCUUUCAGUUCAGGCUGGCUCCUGAGAUGGGCGGUGUCGAGGGUAUCACCCAACGAGAGAGCACGCACCUGACGCUGCAGACCAAAGGGACGCAGGGAAUACGCAUGCUCUUGAAACCGAGGGAUCAGGCGGGGGCUCACAUGCGUUCCAUGUCGUGGUCCUCGACCAAGGGCGUCCCAGAGGAGUGUCUAAUUAGCUAG